CUUGUCUCCCCCUCACAGGACUGGGUACAUGGAAUCCGUGUCAAUGGAGGAUGUCAGGGUCCCAGCGCUGGAACCAUUCUUGGUGGAGCAGGCACCACCUGUAAUCUACUACAUCCCUGACUUCAUCUCCAAGGAAGAGGAGGAGUAUUUGCUUCGCCAGGUCUUCAAUGCACCCAAGCCAAAGUGGACCCAGCUCUCCGGGAGGAAGUUACAGAAUUGGGGUGGACUCCCCCAUCCCCGGGGGAUGGUUCCUGAACGGCUGCCCAUGUGGCUCCAGCGAUAUGUGGACAAAGUGUCUGAUCUCAGCCUCUUUGGGGGUCUCCCAGCCAAUCACGUCUUGGUGAACCAGUAUUUGCCUGGAGAGGGCAUAAUGCCCCAUGAAGAUGGGCCACUUUACUAUCCAACUGUCAGCACCAUCAGCCUGGGCUCCCACACCCUGCUGGACUUCUAUCCACCCCGUCAGCCAAAGGAUGAUGAGCUCACAGAGCAGCCUUGCCCCCCACUCAGGCCCGCUACCUCACUGCUGUUGGAACCUCGAAGCCUUUUGGUGCUUCGAGGCCCUGCCUACACGAGCCUCCUCCAUGGCAUCGCGCCUGCCAGUGUAGAUGAACUGGACCCAACCUCCUUGCCACCCAACGCAGCCUCCUGUACCUUGGCACAGCCCGGAGCACGCCUGGUGCGAGGCACCCGCAUCUCGCUGACCAUCCGCCGAGUGCCCCGUGUGCUGCGCACUGGCCUUCUGCUCGGCAAGUGACUGCAUUCCCAGUCUCUGGGAUCCUCCUGCCCAAACACGGCCCAGAUUCCCGGCCUCUGGGACCCUGUGCUCUAUGCAGCCUGCAGCAGAGGUGCCUCCUCCGAAUUAUCUAAACUUCUAAUUACUGUGUGGAAAUGCCAAGAAGUCACACCAUGGGGCUGGAGUGACAGCACAGAGGUAGGGCAUUUGCCUUGCAAACAACUGAACCAGAACAGAUGGUGGUUCGAAUCCUGGCAUCCCAUUUGGUCCCCUUAGCCUGCCAGGGGCAAUUUCUGAGUGUAGAGCCAGGAGUAACCCCUGAGUGGUGCCAGGUGUGACAAAAAAAAAGAA
Molecule: messenger RNA, 1084 nt
Organism: Suncus etruscus (white-toothed pygmy shrew)
Lineage: Eukaryota; Metazoa; Chordata; Mammalia; Eulipotyphla; Soricidae
Gene: ALKBH6
Product: alkB homolog 6
Exons: 6
Coding region: 29-754 (241 amino acids)
Source: RefSeq, a predicted model, not a curated record